GUUUAUAUUCACAUAACCGCAAAACAUUCAGCAAACAGUGGAAUUUCAUCACAGCAAAAUAUUCUGUGUUCAUAGUCACUAAGUGCAUAGCGGAAAGUAAAAUGGAUCGGUGGUCGAAGUUGAAGAUAGGCGCUGACCUAUUUGUUGGUAAAUUCGAUCGAAACAGUUCGGAAGCCGGAGAAUCGUUCACAUUUUGGCUAAGUGACUUCAAAACAUUGUGGAGCGAGUGUGUAAGCAGUAAAGAAAACCUGUUGCAACGAUUGGCUGAUGAUAAUCCCACAUUGACCAUCAGUGAUGAAAUGUCUGAUCAAUUGCUCGGUGCAUUGAACACUGUUGGGUCUGCGACCCAAGUGAACACAGACAUCAAGCCAGGCGAUGAAGAAUUCAAGCUUCAAUUCAAACUCUUACUUGGCGAAGGAACUGCACGAAAAUUCCAUUGGUUGUUGACAAAAUGCGAGCCACAAGUGUUCUUUGAUCAAAUCACCAAGUCACUGCUGCAUCAGAUUUGCGAUUUGAGCCAACUGAUCGACAUCGUUAAAAGUAAAGAUGAUGAAAUCAGACAACACAAGUUGGAGGGUGCACGGUCGUUGGAGCGUAGAAGAUUCAUUACCAAGGUGUUCAACGCUGAUGAAUUCAAAUCGCAAUCUCAAACGUUUGACUGUUCAGUCGAUGAUUUCCGAAGCAUUAUCGGCCCAUCAGCGAAGAAUCUCGCCAAAAACGAAGCAAACGAAGUGGUAAUCUCACCGAAGAAGCCAACAAACGCACCAAACAGAGGUGGUCGAAAUCGAAUGCUGUUCAGAAAUCAGCCAUUCAUCAAGCCUGGAAAUGUGCAGUACGACGAAUCAGAUGGUGACGAGGAUGAACCAGCUUCAGCCAGAACUGAAGUGGAAGUCAAGCCCGAAGAUCAAAUCAAAAUCGAUGACGAAGCCAAAAUUGAACCAGUUGAAACGGCUCCAAGGCCAACGAUGCCGAUUCCAAUUCCGAAAAAACGCCUUAAACGAGAGUUCAAUUGGUGACACAAUUACGUGUUGUUUUGAAAUUUACUUAUUUUUGAUAAGCUAAAAAAUGUGAGAUUCCUAAGAAAUUCAUUAAAAUAAAUUUAAAAAAAUACUAAUCUGUAUUGAAGAUAAUGGGAA
Molecule: messenger RNA, 1136 nt
Organism: Sitodiplosis mosellana (orange wheat blossom midge)
Lineage: Eukaryota; Metazoa; Arthropoda; Insecta; Diptera; Cecidomyiidae
Exons: 1
Coding region: 102-1016 (304 amino acids)
Biological process (GO): double-strand break repair via nonhomologous end joining
Cellular component (GO): nucleus; DNA ligase IV complex
Molecular function (GO): DNA end binding
Source: RefSeq, a predicted model, not a curated record